This is a messenger RNA of Lachancea fermentati, 267 nucleotides long. Lineage: Eukaryota; Fungi; Ascomycota; Saccharomycetes; Saccharomycetales; Saccharomycetaceae. The record is from the annotation of a GenBank genome assembly.
AUGAAAAGCGCUAGGUCUCCAAUGCUAGCACAUACUCUUUAUCUUGAAGUCCCCUUCGAAGACUCCACACAAGCUGAGAUAGCCGUAAAGGUUCUGGAGCCAGAUCCAAUUCUCAGGCCAGAGGAUUUUGAAGUUGAUUAUUCUUCGAAAGAUCGCAAUUUAUGUAUAUCUUUCAAAAGCAUCGACGACCGCGUUCUUCGCGUAGGUGUCAGCAGUGUGAUAGAAAGCAUUAAGUCGAUCAUAGAAACCAUCGAUGAAUUCAAAUAG